Gossypium raimondii (Peruvian cotton) is the source of this 462-nucleotide messenger RNA. Its product is annotated as thioredoxin H1-like. Bases 1 to 462 code for a protein of 153 amino acids. The record is from RefSeq and is a predicted model, not a curated record. The transcript is spliced from 4 exons. Lineage: Eukaryota; Viridiplantae; Streptophyta; Magnoliopsida; Malvales; Malvaceae.
AUGUUACAAAUUCCCUAUAUAAAGGAAUUGCAAGCAGAAUCAGAGGGAAAAACAACGGUGGAAGAGGGACAAGUAAUCAGCUGCCACACUGUUGAGUCAUGGAAAGAGCAGCUUCAGUUGGCUGAAGAGUCCAAGAAACUGGUCGUGGUGCAUUUUACAGCUUCAUGGAGCGGGACAUGUCAUGUUAUUGCACCAGUCCUGGCAGAUCUUGCUAAGAAGCUGCCUAAUGUAACAUACUUGAAGGUGGAUGUGGAUGAAUUGAAGACCGUGGCGGAGGAAUGGAAUGUGGAGGCCAUGCCAACUUUUAUCUAUCUCAAAGAAGGCAAUUUGAUUGACAAAGUUGUGGGGGCAAAGAAAGAUGAGUUGCAACAGAGAAUAGUCUUGACCAACUUGGUGCACAAGUAUGAAAUAGAACUUGUAUUCUACUGCUUCAACUUUGUUUCUGAAACUAGAAUAUCAUAA